Messenger RNA from Trichogramma pretiosum, 5358 nucleotides. RefSeq lists its product as uncharacterized. The record is from RefSeq and is a predicted model, not a curated record. The coding region runs from base 1 to 5358 and encodes 1785 amino acids. Gene Ontology annotation, biological process: DNA integration. NCBI's taxonomy places the organism in Eukaryota, Metazoa, Arthropoda, Insecta, Hymenoptera, Trichogrammatidae. The transcript has 10 exons. Gene Ontology annotation, molecular function: nucleic acid binding.
AUGUCGUCGCAAAUUCGUGUAAGGUUGAUCGCCUGGAGGGUUGCUGAUGAUGUCCUCGACCUCCGCGGCUACAUGAACAUCCAGUUGAGAGAUGACAUGGUAGUAUUUUGUCAGCUCAAGAGGAGGAGCAAAGGCUGCCGUGGCUGCAGCGGCUGCAUUGGCUCGUUGUUGUUGCUCUGCAUGAAGGGCGGCAGCGGCAGCGUCAUCGGCGAGAGCUCGCUGCUGUAUAUCGGCGUGAUCUCGCGGUUCUAUCUGCUGCAGGAGAUGGGCGUUGCGACAAAACUCGUUAUCACCUUCAAAUACCAUCGUUGUAUCACGUCGGGGUCACCAAAUUCCAAAGACUGUGAAGCCAAGAACGUCACAUUUGCCAAAUAUGAAGAUCUCCGUUUAUUCGUAGAAACUAGAAUUCGCACACUCUAUCGACUUGAUGCGAGCUCAAAGGACUCUGGGAUAGAUCAAGCUAAAGUGUCAAAAGGAAAAAGCACUGGCAGGCAAGCAACUAACUCGCACCUCACUGUCAACCAGAAGAGCUCAGUGUCAAAGAACGCCAGUAUAAAAUGCACCUUUUGUGCUGAGCCACACAACUCAAGUUCAUGUAAGGAAUUUUUGUCAAAAACUCCAACUGAGCGGAGAGCGAUCGCUCGAACUAAAAGGCUGUGCUUUAAUUGUCUUGGCACCUCACAUUUGGUGAGCGAGUGCUCUUCGAAGUACCGAUGCAGAGCUUGCCAAGGAAAGCACCAUACAAAGCUCCACAUAGAUCAAGCAGAAGCGGGUGGAAAACCAGCGGAGCUCGCAAAUAAUGAGUCAUUCAGCUCUGCCGAAAGCUCGGACGCUCACUUGAAAACAGUAACGAGUACGCUUGCCUCCCUUACGCAUCGUCUCAAAAUGCUAACCACCGCCAUCGUAACCUUGACCUCUGAUAAUGGUUUGACGUUUCAAGCUCGUGCUCUUCUAGACCCGUGCUCCGAAGAGUCAUAUGUUUCUGAAAACGUAGCUAAAGCUUUGGAGCUGGACACUCACAAGACACUCAUAGCGGUUAAUGGGCUUGGCAAUUCCACGUCUGUGGCCAGGGGAUGGGUCAAUCUUAUUGUAAAAUCUCCCUCUGAUGCUGACUUUAAAUUCCAGAUUGAAGCUCUCACGAUGUCAAGGCUCACUUCCAAGCUUCCAUCGGCACCAAUUGACACUCAAUCAUGGACCCACCUGCACAAUUUAGACCAUGCCGAUCUCUUUCACGCUACACCAAGCCCAGUCGACUGUUUACUAGGAGUGGAUGUUGUCGCAGCUGCAUUGCGACCUGGACUGAUUACGGGCCCUGCUGGUACACCAACAGCGCUAAACAUGGUCUUCGGCUGGGUGCUAAUAGGGAAAGGACAACAGCAAGGCGGUGAUGUGACCCAAGCUUUCUCGUUGACUGUCAACCACGAGCUUUCCGCUGCACUGCAAGCCUUUUGGGAAGUGGAAGAGAUCUCAGCCCCGAAGCUCAUGUCACCGGAGGACACACAAUGCUACGAGCACUUCAAGGAAAAUAUUCAGCGAGACCACACAGGUCGCUUCAUCGUGCGAUUACCGCUCGUGAAGACACCAGCGCUGAGCAACUCAAAAAACAAUGCACUUGGCGCACUGCGACGAAUGGAGCGCCGACUUGAAAACAAUGCAGAACUGCGUGAAGCUUACAAUAAGUUUAUGGUAGAAUACGCUCAGCUACUGCAUAUGUCUUCGUUACCAGAUCGCACCAAGGACGAAGAGACAGCCAUAUGUCGACAUCAUAAGGCUAUUGAACUAGGUGGAUGCUGGCUCAGGCCCGAGUCGACGGUUUCGACAUGCACAGGCAUGACAAAACUGUCGACCGAAGCAUCACCUGAGUCGGAAUAUCCAGUUGUCAAUGACCGAUUGAUGCUGACAAAGGACUUCCCACCUCUAAAUGCACCUGAGGAGCAACUAGAACAUCGACGAACUAAUCAGUCGAUGUUUCACCCUGACGACCGAAAAUGGCAGAGGAUACUAUGGCACUAUUCACCCGACAAGCCCGUGCAGCACUACAGUCUCAACACAGUCACGUAUGGCACAGUAUCUGCACCCUUCUUAGCUAAUGCCUGUAUGCUGGAGCUUGCAACGCAGGAAGCUGAGAUAUUUCCUCUAGGAACUCAGAUUCUUCAGUGCAAUCGAUACGCUGACGACUUCUUCGUUGGCGACGAUUUAGAGUUUAACCUGAUCACGAAGGCCGAUGAACUUGUGAAAAUACUCAAAUCAGCCGCCAUGGACGUAGGAAAGUGGGCAUCAAAUUCGAGAGCUGUAAUUGAACAAUACAGUUCUGUUUCCUCUGAAUCCAUUGAACUAAAAGCGCCAACCAAUUCGCCAGUCUCUGUGCUGGGCCUACUAUGGACACCGAGCACCGAUGCGCUUCACUACCACGUCCCUGCAGUGUCUACGGCGGAAGCAACGAAACGUGGAAUCCUCUCGGCGGUCGCCAAAUUGUACGAUCCGCUCGGCUUCCUUUCUCCAGUCAUCAUACGAGCAAAAAUUCUCCUACAAGAUCUUUGGCUUCUCGGCAUAGACUGGGAUGCCAAACCCUCGGAAGCGACGACACAAGCCUGGCGAGAAUUUCAAGAGGACAUCACAUACGCAGCUGCUGUCUACGCCGUCAUAUACGAUGCUGCCGAUAAUCCAAUAGACUGCCAUCUGCUUAUCGCCAAAACUAAGGUUUCACCGAUAAAGGUAUUGAACAUACCCCGCCUAGAAUUACAAGGAGCAGUCUUGCUCGCUCGACUCGUCAAUUUCGUCAACACGAGCUUGCAGCAAGCACCUUCGCUCACAUACUGCUGGACAGACUCCAAUAUAGUUUUGGCAUGGCUGCGUAGUCAUCCUUCUCGUUGGAAAACGUUCACUGCCAACCGUAAUCUCAGCCAAACUCCUCACGCACUGUGGUGGCAUGGACCCACAUGGCUCUUAGAGGAUCCAAGCACCUGGCCUCCAGAGUCGUCGCAGGAAUCGCAGACCGACGCCGAGCAGAGAACUUCAACACUCUUCUCCACCGUGAACAAUCAUGACGAGACAGAUUGGCAAAAUUGGUUCAAAAAAUUCUCCUCAUUGCACAAAAUCGUGAGGAUCCUAGCAUACACGGCCAGAUUCCAAAAUGAGGCCACAAAAGGCCUGGAAAAUCGUACGGGUUAUCUAACUGCCCAGGAGAUGGCUGCUGGUCAGGAGCGACUAUGGCGCAUAAUUCAAUACAUCCACUUUCGUGCAGAAAUUGAUGCGCUCACGAAAGGUACAACUGUCUCAUCGUCAAGCCCGAUGAAAAGACUCAACCCUUUCAUCGCUGCUGACGGUCUCUUACGCGUAGGCGGACGGCUCGAGCGAUCAUCAUUGUCGGAAAGCGAAAAACACCCAAUAAUUUUGCCGUCUAAGGAUCAUGUCAUGCGCCUUUUAGUACACGACACCCAUCUGCUAACUUUACACGGAGGUCCUCUGCUCACACAUAGCACCUUAGGGCGCAAGUUUUGGGUACUGCGUGCCCGUAACUUCAUUCGUGGUGAAGUGAGAAAAUGCACCACUUGUGCGCGCUACAAAGCUCGCACUCUGUCGCAAGCGAUGGGAUCCCUUCCACCAGAACGAGUUCAGCCUACGCGUCCAUUCACUAAUACCGGAGUUGAUUAUGCCGGGCCGAUUUGGUACAAAGCUUCACCUGGACGAGUACGGAAGGCCCUGAAGGGCUACCUUGCUGUUUUUGUAUGCAUGACCACGACGGCCGCCCACCUUGAGGUUGUUUCAGAUUAUUCUACAUCCUCUUUCCUCGCUGCUUUUCUCCGCUUUGUGUCACGCCGAGGCCUAUCCCGCCACCUUUUCAGCGACAAUGGCACGAAUUUUCGAGAAGCAGACGCUGAGCUCAAGAACCUCUUCCGUAACACUUCUCCAGUUGGACAGAAAAUCGCCGCAUCAUUGGGUCAACAAGGGAUCGAGUGGCAUUUCACGCCACCUUACGCGCCAAACUUCGGAGGUCUUUGGGAGGCCACCGUCAAGUCGUGCAAGGGACACCUAAAGCGAGUCAUCGGAGAAAAUCUCCUCACUUAUGAAGAACUCAUCACACUCGUCAUUCAAAUUGAAGGCUGUCUGAACUCAAGGCCCCUAGGCUACUUGAGCUCCAACGACAAGGACCCCAUCGCCUUGACACCGGGCCACUUCCUCAUCGGAUCUGCGAUCAUCUCCCUUCCAGAUAAGAUGAAAAAUGCCCCGUCUUGUCUAACUGCCAAAUGGGAAUUAGUGCAGAAGAUGCGAGACGAUUUUUGGGCCCGCUGGAGCCAAGAGCAUCUUACAUAUAUGCAGCAGCGUUCAAAGUGGAUAAAACCACAGCCGAAUGUACAAAUCAAUCGACCAUCCUUUGAAAGAAGAUCGGCAGCAUUAGCCUGCAGACGCUUCCGGGGUACUCACUCCUACGAUAAAGUUUCUGAAAUUCUUUUUGAUAUCAGCGACGAAUAUGAUCUCAACAACAACAAAGUUGUCGGAACAGUUACGGACAACGGUUUUAAUUUUGUAAAAGCGUUUCGAGUAUUUGGCACUAGUGACGAUAUUUCGGUUGACAACGAAGAUGGAAUGGAGCCAAUCGAUCUCGAAAACGCUUUGCAAGAUGGUAUAAGUUUUUUGACAGACGAUUAUAAUUCAAGUGAUGAUAAACCAGAGUCAGCUAAUCGUCUUGAUGAAGAAUUUAACAUCGAGUCGUCCACGUUGCCUGAUGAUGUAAUAACGUUAUCUCGUCAUUUUCAGUGCGCUAGUCACACGCUAAAUUUGAUUGCAAAAACAGAUACUGCCAAAUUCAUGAAACUGAAUGAACAAUUUGAAACUGUUCAUUCGGAUGUUGUAGAAAAAUGCGAAAAGAUAUUUGCUGUGGAAGACAUUGGUGAGUUCACAGCAAUUGCCGCUUUGACUCACCCAGUCUACAAUAAAGAUUGGGUGAAAUGUUUGUCGACGCAAGCUCAAAACAAUGUCGAGCGACUAAUCCACACCAAAGAUCAGUUUUCGCAAAAGCCAACCUCCCCUACAGUCCUGCCAGACCCUUUCGUUUUCUAUGGAGAAGCUGGACAGCCAACGAAUCUAGAUAAGAUUAUUACAAUGAAAACUGGAUGUACUGAGCUCUUGAGAUUCUUGGCGGAACCUCCAGUGACUAAUUUAUUAGAUCUAAACAGAUUUCCAAAGAUAAGAAAAAUUUUUCUCAAGUUCAACACAAUUUUACCUUCGUCAGCACCCGUAGAGCGUCUAUUCUUCUAUGCGACAAUGUUGAAUUUACCGAAGUACAAUCGAUUAUCAGAGAGUAACUUCGCUCUUUUCAAUCUCAACAACUCGUCCGUAUGUGAUCGCUUGUGGUAA